Messenger RNA from Sungouiella intermedia, 7734 nucleotides. Lineage: Eukaryota; Fungi; Ascomycota; Pichiomycetes; Serinales; Metschnikowiaceae. The record is from the annotation of a GenBank genome assembly.
AUGAAUUUGUUCUCCCUUAUAACAAUUUCGUUGUCAUGGUUCGUAGCAAACGCAUACGGUGCUACGACUACAUUCACAUCGAAUACUGUUAUCACAGGAAGUGCUAAUUUUGCUUCGGGAACACCUGUCCUUGUUGCAAAUGAUGUAUAUGUCGCUUAUGAUAAUGGCAAUGGACAAAUUCUCAAUACUUAUUACGACGCUGUUAAAAUCCUCGGAGAGCUUUAUAUUGGAGACACCGGUGUUCACACGGGAAUGUCGGUGUACUUCAACGGAGACUUCACAAAUAAUGGAGUUCUUGUUCUCGAUGCAAGGAACGAGACUUCCGCCCCAAGUUAUUACUUUAAUGGAGUUAACUUUUUGAACAAUGGUAACAUCUUCAUGGUGGGAAUUGGUAACACUGGUGGCCUGACUAUGGACGUUUGGAAUACAGGUACUGUUGUUAAUAAUGGUAUUAUCACUUACUAUCAGACAGUCAGUAGAAGCGGAGGAACAUCAUACCUUGGACGUUUGGGAAGCCCAGUUACUAAUGAUGGUACGGUCUGCCUUUUCCAAAUGAACAUGUACCAGUAUUCUAAUGUUUCCGGUACAGGUUGUUAUAGUGUCGGCCUGAAUUCGCUUCUUUUAUAUGAGUACCCUAAUCAGUACCCCUUGGCGACUACUCAAACCGUCUAUCUUGGGACAUCGACCUCCCAAAUACGAAUUGGUCCUUAUAACAUGCCAAAUACGCUCACUGUUGCCGGAUGGGGUAAUGGAAAUGUUAUUGGCUUCGAAACUAGUGUUUCUUCUUUCACGUACUCGGGUUCAAUAUUGUCUGUUAUAGCUGGGGGCCGCACAUACAACUUCAACAUUGGCCCCAAUUACAAUCCCGCCUUGAUUUCUAUUGGAGGUGGAUUUGCAUCUGGUGGGUUUUACAUCAGCGGGUACAUCUCUUAUUCUGGAGCACCGCUUGAUACUUCAAGGCCCGCUGUUUGUGAUAUUUGUCCCCUGAUACCCCCAUUCCCAACAAUCUCUACCCAAUCCUCAUCUUCGUCAUCUUCUGUGUCGUCAUCUGUUUCAUCAUCUGUGUCAUCGUCUGGAUCAUCAUCUUUGCCGUCAUCUCUGUCACCAACUGAAUCUUCUUCCGAGACCUCUUCUGAGACUUCAUCUGAGAACUCUUCAGAGAACACUUCGGAGACUUCAUCUGAGACUUCAUCUGAGACUUCAUCUGAGACUUCAUCUGAGACUUCAUCUGAGACUUCCUCUGAGACUUCAUCUGAGACUUCAUCUGAGACUUCAUCUGAGACUUCAUCCGAGACUUCAUCUGAGACUUCAUCUGAGACUUCAUCCGAGACUUCAUCUGAGGCUUCAUCUGAGACUUCAUCUGAGACUUCAUCUGAGAACUCUUCAGAGAGCACUUCGGAGACUUCAUCUGAGACUUCAUCUGAGACUUCAUCUGAGACUUCAUCUGAGAACUCUUCAGAGAGCACUUCGGAGACUUCAUCUGAGACUUCAUCUGAGACUUCAUCUGAGACUUCAUCUGAGACUUCAUCUGAUACUUCAUCUGAGAACUCUUCAGAGAGCACUUCGGAGACUUCAUCCGAGACUUCAUCUGAGACUUCAUCUGAGACUUCAUCCGAGACUUCAUCUGAGACUUCAUCUGAGACUUCAUCCGAGACUUCAUCUGAGACUUCAUCUGAGACUUCAUCUGAGACUUCAUCUGAGACUUCAUCCGAGACUUCAUCUGAGAACUCUUCAGAGAGCACUUCGGAGACUUCAUCCGAGACUUCAUCUGAGACUUCAUCCGAGACUUCAUCUGUGACUUCAUCUGAGACUUCAUCCGAGACUUCAUCUGAGACUUCAUCCGAGACUUCAUCUGAGACUUCAUCUGAGGCUUCAUCUGAGACUUCAUCUGAGACUUCAUCUGAUACUUCAUCUGAGAACUCUUCAGAGAGCACUUCGGAGACUUCAUCCGAGACUUCAUCUGAGACUUCAUCUGAGACUUCAUCCGAGACUUCAUCUGAGACUUCAUCCGAGACUUCAUCUGAGACUUCAUCUGAGACUUCAUCUGAGACUUCAUCUGAGACUUCAUCCGAGACUUCAUCUGAGAACUCUUCAGAGAGCACUUCGGAGACUUCAUCCGAGACUUCAUCUGAGACUUCAUCCGAGACUUCAUCUGUGACUUCAUCUGAGACUUCCUCUGAGACUUCAUCUGAGACUUCAUCUGAGACUUCAUCUGAGACUUCAUCCGAGACUUCAUCUGAGACUUCAUCUGAGACUUCAUCUGAGGCUUCAUCUGAGACUUCAUCUGAGACUUCAUCUGAUACUUCAUCUGAGAACUCUUCAGAGAGCACUUCGGAGACUUCAUCCGAGACUUCAUCUGAGACUUCAUCUGAGACUUCAUCCGAGACUUCAUCUGAGACUUCAUCUGAGACUUCAUCCGAGACUUCAUCUGAGACUUCAUCUGAGACUUCAUCUGAGACUUCAUCUGAGACUUCAUCCGAGACUUCAUCUGAGAACUCUUCAGAGAGCACUUCGGAGACUUCAUCCGAGACUUCAUCUGAGACUUCAUCCGAGACUUCAUCUGUGACUUCAUCUGAGACUUCAUCCGAGACUUCAUCUGAGACUUCAUCUGAGGCUUCAUCUGAGACUUCAUCUGAGACAUCAUCUGUGACUUCAUCUGAGACUUCAUCAGAGAACUCUUCAGAGAACACUUCGGAGACUUCAUCUGAGACUUCUUCUGAGACCUUUACUCAAGCCUCUACUGAAACUCCAACUUUGUCUUCAUCUGAGACUACUUCUGAAUUGUCCACUGGGACCUCCAAUAAAGCUUCUAUCGAGAGCCCAUCUGGACCUUCCUCAGGAUCCCUUCCAUUAACCACAUACACCACUACAUGGACUUCCACCAACAGUGAUGGAUCCGUUGAGACUGAUUCUGGUAUUGUGAUUGUCAGUACUGAUUCUGCAGGCUCGUUCUUCACAACGACUUCUGAGUUCCCUAACUUGACUACCUACACCACUACAUGGACCACUACCAACAGUGAUGGAUCCGUUGAGACCGAUUCUGGUAUUGUGAUUGUUAGUACCAACUCUGCAGGCUCUUUCUUCACAACGACUUCCGAGUUCCCUAACUUGACUACCUACACCACCACCUGGACCACUACCAACAGUGAUGGAUCCGUCGAGACUGAUUCUGGUAUUGUGAUUGUUAGUACUGAUUCUAAGGGCUCUUUCUUCACCACCACAUCAGAUUUUGGAGUAGUGAGUUCCUACACCACUACAUGGACCACUACCAACAGUGAUGGAUCCGUUGAGACCGAUUCUGGUAUUGUGAUUGUUAGUACCAACUCUGCAGGCUCGUUCUUCACAACGACUUCCGAGUUCCCUAACUUGACUACCUACACCACCACCUGGACCACUACCAACAGUGAUGGAUCCGUCGAGACUGAUUCUGGUAUUGUGAUUGUCAGUACUGAUUCUAAGGGCUCUUUCUUCACCACCACAUCAGAUUUUGGAGUAGUGAGUUCCUACACCACUACAUGGACCACUACCAACAGUGAUGGAUCCGUUGAGACCGAUUCUGGUAUUGUGAUUGUUAGUACCAACUCUGCAGGCUCGUUCUUCACAACGACUUCCGAGUUCCCUAACAUGACUACCUACACCACCACCUGGACCACUACCAACAGUGAUGGAUCCGUUGAGACUGAUUCUGGUAUUGUGAUUGUCAGUACUGAUUCUGCAGGCUCGUUCUUCACAACGACUUCUGAGUUCCCUAACUUGACUACCUACACCACUACAUGGACCACUACCAACAGUGAUGGAUCCGUUGAGACCGAUUCUGGUAUUGUGAUUGUUAGUACCAACUCUGCAGGCUCUUUCUUCACAACGACUUCCGAGUUCCCUAACUUGACUACCUACACCACCACCUGGACCACUACCAACAGUGAUGGAUCCGUCGAGACUGAUUCUGGUAUUGUGAUUGUUAGUACUGAUUCUAAGGGCUCUUUCUUCACCACCACAUCAGAUUUUGGAGUAGUGAGUUCCUACACCACUACAUGGACCACUACCAACAGUGAUGGAUCCGUUGAGACCGAUUCUGGUAUUGUGAUUGUUAGUACCAACUCUGCAGGCUCGUUCUUCACAACGACUUCCGAGUUCCCUAACUUGACUACCUACACCACCACCUGGACCACUACCAACAGUGAUGGAUCCGUUGAGACCGAUUCUGGUAUUGUGAUUGUUAGUACUGAUUCUAAGGGCUCUUUCUUCACCACCACAUCAGAUUUUGGAGUAGUGAGUUCCUACACCACUACAUGGACCACUACCAACAGUGAUGGAUCCGUUGAGACCGAUUCUGGUAUUGUGAUUGUUAGUACCAACUCUGCAGGCUCGUUCUUCACAACGACUUCCGAGUUCCCUAACUUGACUACCUACACCACCACCUGGACCACUACCAACAGUGAUGGAUCCGUCGAGACUGAUUCUGGAAUUGUGAUUGUUAGUACUGAUUCUAAGGGCUCUUUCUUCACAACGACUUCUGAGUUCCCUAACUUGACUACCUACACCACUACAUGGACCACUACCAACAGUGAUGGAUCCGUUGAGACCGAUUCUGGUAUUGUGAUUGUUAGUACCAACUCUGCAGGCUCGUUCUUCACAACGACUUCCGAGUUCCCUAACUUGACUACCUACACCACCACCUGGACCACUACCAACAGUGAUGGAUCCGUCGAGACCGAUUCUGGUAUUGUGAUUGUUAGUACCAACUCUGCAGGCUCGUUCUUCACAACGACUUCCGAGUUCCCUAACUUGACUACCUACACCACCACCUGGACCACUACCAACAGUGAUGGAUCCGUCGAGACUGAUUCUGGAAUUGUGAUUGUUAGUACUGAUUCUAAGGGCUCUUUCUUCACCACCACAUCAGAUUUUGGAGUAGUGAGUUCCUACACCACUACAUGGACCACUACCAACAGUGAUGGAUCCGUUGAGACUGAUUCUGGUAUUGUGAUUGUUAGUACCAACUCUGCAGGCUCGUUCUUCACAACGACUUCCGAGUUCCCUAACUUGACUACCUACACCACCACCUGGACCACUACCAACAGUGAUGGAUCCGUCGAGACCGAUUCUGGUAUUGUGAUUGUUAGUACCAACUCUGCAGGCUCGUUCUUCACAACGACUUCCGAGUUCCCUAACUUGACUACCUACACCACCACCUGGACCACUACCAACAGUGAUGGAUUCGUUGAGACCGAUUCUGGUAUUGUGAUUGUUAGUACCAACUCUGCAGGCUCGUUCUUCACAACGACUUCUGAGUUCCCUAACUUGACUACCUACACCACUACAUGGACCACUACCAACAGUGAUGGAUCCGUCGAGACUGAUUCUGGAAUUGUGAUUGUUAGUACUGAUUCUAAGGGCUCUUUCUUCACAACGACUUCCGAGUUCCCUAACUUGACUACCUACACCACUACAUGGACCACUACCAACAGUGAUGGAUCCGUUGAGACCGAUUCUGGUAUUGUGAUUGUUAGUACCAACUCUGCAGGCUCGUUCUUCACAACGACUUCCGAGUUCCCUAACUUGACUACCUACACCACCACCUGGACCACUACCAACAGUGAUGGAUCCGUCGAGACCGAUUCUGGUAUUGUGAUUGUUAGUACCAACUCUGCAGGCUCGUUCUUCACAACGACUUCCGAGUUCCCUAACUUGACUACCUACACCACCACCUGGACCACUACCAACAGUGAUGGAUCCGUCGAGACUGAUUCUGGAAUUGUGAUUGUUAGUACUGAUUCUAAGGGCUCUUUCUUCACCACCACAUCAGAUUUUGGAGUAGUGAGUUCCUACACCACUACAUGGACCACUACCAACAGUGAUGGAUCCGUCGAGACCGAUUCUGGUAUUGUGAUUGUUAGUACCAACUCUGCAGGCUCGUUCUUCACAACGACUUCCGAGUUCCCUAACUUGACUACCUACACCACCACCUGGACCACUACCAACAGUGAUGGAUCCGUCGAGACUGAUUCUGGAAUUGUGAUUGUUAGUACUGAUUCUAAGGGCUCUUUCUUCACCACCACAUCAGAUUUUGGAGUAGUGAGCUCCUACACCACUACAUGGACCACUACCAACAGUGAUGGAUUCGUUGAGACCGAUUCUGGUAUUGUGAUUGUUAGUACCAACUCUGCAGGCUCGUUCUUCACAACGACUUCCGAGUUCCCUAACUUGACUACCUACACCACCACCUGGACCACUACCAACAGUGAUGGAUCCGUUGAGACCGAUUCUGGUAUUGUGAUUGUUAGUACCAACUCUGCAGGCUCGUUCUUCACAACGACUUCCGAGUUCCCUAACUUGACUACCUACACCACCACCUGGACCACUACCAACAGUGAUGGAUCCGUUGAGACCGAUUCUGGUAUUGUGAUUGUUAGUACUGAUUCUAAGGGCUCUUUCUUCACCACCACAUCAGAUUUUGGAGUAGUGAGUUCCUACACCACUACAUGGACCACUACCAACAGUGAUGGAUCCGUUGAGACCGAUUCUGGUAUUGUGAUUGUUAGUACCAACUCUGCAGGCUCGUUCUUCACAACGACUUCCGAGUUCCCUAACUUGACUACCUACACCACCACCUGGACCACUACCAACAGUGAUGGAUCCGUCGAGACUGAUUCUGGUAUUGUGAUUGUUAGUACCAACUCUGCAGGCUCGUUCUUCACAACGACUUCCGAGUUCCCUAACUUGACUACCUACACCACCACCUGGACCACUACCAACAGUGAUGGAUCCGUUGAGACUGAUUCUGGUAUUGUGAUUGUCAGUACCAACUCUGCAGGCUCGUUCUUCACAACGACUUCUGAGUUCCCUAACUUGACUACCUACACCACUACAUGGACCACUACCAACAGUGAUGGAUCCGUUGAGACUGAUUCUGGUAUUGUGAUUGUUAGUACCAACUCUGCAGGCUCGUUCUUCACAACGACUUCCGAGUUCCCUAACUUGACUACCUACACCACCACCUGGACCACUACCAACAGUGAUGGAUCCGUCGAGACUGAUUCUGGUAUUGUGAUUGUUAGUACUGAUUCUAAGGGCUCUUUCUUCACAACGACUUCUGAGUUCCCUAACUUGACUACCUACACCACUACAUGGACCACUACCAACAGUGAUGGAUCCGUCGAGACUGAUUCUGGAGUCGUUAUUGUUAGCACGGAUGUGGAAUCCUCGUUGUUCCUGUCGACUUCAUUGUUUGUGUCUGGCGUUGGUGUUCUCACAACAACUUGGACGACAACGCUUGUUGCGAGUGUUACCACAACUGUAUGUGCAGAUAUAAUUGUCACGACUGAUUUGUCUGGUGACUUGUUUACUUAUACAUUGUUUUCUGAUAACGGUGUGUCUACAGUCUACUCAACUCUCAAUGAAAGUGGAGAGUGGGAGACCUACACUAUUGUUGUUAAGCCUACCAACAAUGCCGAUGGCAACAUUGUCUUAACUACUAUUGAAAAUGAAACAGACUCCACAGGGGCUGCGGUUUACAUGACGACUCGCGGAGAUGGAGUUGUUGAAACCAUCACUAGUUUGGUGACAAUUAAUGAUGUUACGAUGACUAACUUGCCAAAUUCAUCCAGCAGCACAUCAGUGCCAGCUUCUGUGGGAGCUGCGAGCGCUCAAAACACUUUACUUGAAGGAGCAGGCUCUUCAAAUUCUUUAAGCUUCGGUGCAGUGAUUGUUCUUAUUGCAUUUGCAUUUGCAUGA